Molecule: messenger RNA, 1119 nt
Organism: Pocillopora verrucosa
Lineage: Eukaryota; Metazoa; Cnidaria; Anthozoa; Scleractinia; Pocilloporidae
Product: tyrosine-protein kinase receptor-like
Source: RefSeq, a predicted model, not a curated record
AUGAUGACUGCUGUGAUGGCGGUGCGAGCUGGAAACGUCUCAAAUAAGGCGUUAGUAAAAAAGGUGAUUGGAUUCAUCGUCGUUGUGGUUGUUUGUGUGGCAGUUGUUGUUGUAGUUUUAAAAGUCCUCAAAACGUUUGGGGACUCCUCUAGCGACUCCAAAAAGGAAAAAACAUUUAAUGAAGUUCGCGUACUGACGAACCAGGGUGGUGUGGGUAAUUUUGGACCAUCUAUACUCAAGUACGAAGGCGUACUGAAAAACGAGGUCAAAGUCUCCCCCCAGCAUCCGGGCAUUCAACUUUGGACGAUUCCAGUUUCCGGUCUCUGGUCUAUCGAAGCUAGAGGAGCCUCCGGGGCUGACGGGAUAUUAGCCGGAAGUUCAAGUAACCGUAAGCGAGGAGGAUACGGAGCUAUUGUGAAAGGAAAAUUCCUUCUACACAAGGGAAGAAUCCUAAAGAUUUUGGUCGGCAAUGAGGGCUUCCGUGACUUUCUAGACCCUCACCGUCCUGGGGGAGGAGGGGGUGGUACCUUUGUUGUGUACGAGGAUGGUAAACCGCUGCUUGUAGCUGGUGGUGGGGGUGGUGGUGGAAUACCAAAAGCUUCUCGACAGACAGAUGGGAAAGGUGGCAGGUCCAAUGAUGAGCCAUCCUCCAGUGUCAGCGGCAGCGAGGGUAAAGGCGGGAAACUUUUAGACUACAGCGACAGCAGCGAGACGGUCAUCAAUGAAUCCACUGGGCAUCACAAAGUUAUUGCAGGUGCAGGAGGAGGUAUGUACAGCGCUGGAGUCGGCUUCAAAGAAGGCUGGGGUGGAGAAAGCUUCGUUGGUGGAGGAAAUGGUGGAGAGGCAAACACGGUAUAUGAUAAGUUUCCCCAUGGGAAGAGGGGUCGUGGAGGUUUUGGUGGGGGAGGGGCUGCCGGUUUGUUGCCCGGAGGUGGGGGAGGGUAUUCGGGGGGUGGUGUCAAAGGGUGUUGGUUGCAGUGUGAUGGUAAGAAUGGUGGCACGGCGGAAGGAGGAAGUUCGUACAACGCCGGGAUUUCACCUUCUAAUAAGGCAAACAAGAACAAGGGUCCUGGCAGAGUUUAUAUCAGGCUCAUGUCUGAGGAAGUUGAGGAAGAUUAA